AUGCCUUACAAAAUUAUUGAAGGUGUGUUUACUAAGGAGAAUAACAACCACAACUACUUCCCUGUGUAUCGGCGAGAAAACGACAAUCUACUGUUUUACUAUAAGAUUUCCAAGGAAGGCAAAAAAUACUUGGCCUUUGGACUUAAUCUAAAAGACUACUUUGGCGUCGCUGCUGCUGUUUAUAGCGCCGUUGAUCCUGUAUCUUGGCUGAGCUCCGGGAGUUUGGAUAGAAGUGAUGUCUUUGGAGGGUUGAUAUACAAGUGGAUGUUUUUCAACACGCGUGACAAAACCAAUUACUAUGUUACAGUUAGUAGUUCGUCACCUAUGAUUAAAGCUGUAUGCGUGGAUGAAGAUUUCAGAGAAUGUAACUCGGAUCGACUCUACUUGAAUGACAAUUUCACCGAUGGAAAGGGGAAUGUUGUGAACGAUCUCACUCGAGAUUAUUUCUUUCGCAAGCAAGGUGUAUUCCGUAACCUUCGCCCUGUGUAUCAGCAUAGUAGACAGACUUGGUACCUUCAAUACACUGCAGACGGCUUCUGGGUGGUAACAGAAAGGUACUCACCAAGAAAUUCAAAUGAUAACGUUUUAAUGAAGACUAAAGAUUUUGCCCUGCGACCAGAGUACAUCAGCAAGACUUGGUCGGUCCAUUACAAUGGAUGGCGUUAUAUACCUGAACUUAGAGUCUUGUGUAGAGGAGUAAAUUCCAUGUCGAAUACUUGUCUAUCAAAGCCAUGUCAUAGUAAAGCUACAUGCAUCUACACUUCCGGUAACGAAACACUUUGUCUCUGUCCUUCCGGUUACACCGGUGUGACAUGCUCUACUAACAAACAGUGCCCCACUCCCUACCCCUUAUCUGGCACAGAAAUGAACUUUGCAUAUCCAGGAAAAAGGCCUGGCGAUCUCGGCUUUUCUUUCUGCAGUGGGUCGUAUCCUUCUGUAAGGUUUGCCGUGUGUGUGGAAAGCAAAUACAGUGUUAAUCCUUACUGGGGCAGACAAGGCAGCUCCUGCCGUAUAGGGAAUACUGGAAGCACUUCUUCCCCCUGGACACCCUGGAAUCCACGAACAACCGAGAGGUCCUGGACACCCUGGAAACCUCCCACGCCUGGAGCUCGUCAUAUUAACUUUGAUGACAACCCUGUAAUCACCCCCGUGGUACUUACUUCAGCCGCGCUUCUGGAAUUGCUCCUGCCAUUUAUCAUCUGCUGUUGCGCUAUGUGCAAGAAAAAAGGUAAAGAAGACAGAGAAGAACAAGAAGAUCAGAGAAGGUUACAGGAAGUUGGCGGGGAAUUAGAAAGGAGACUUGAGCAAGUUGUUAGGGCCGGAAGCCAAGAGGAACUCGACCGUGGUGUUCAAGACUACCAACGAACCGUCCAGGAAUACCAACGUGAGAACGAAGACAAAGAACUGAGCCGCAAACGAGGCUUGUACAGAAAUGCAAGUUUAUGGCGAAUCAUUUCCAUGCACUUGUUUUUUUCCUUUUACCUAUGGAUCGUGUAUCUGGUCGGUUGUGAAAUUUCCCUAUGUACUCAAUACGGACGUAUUUUCGUCUACUUAAAAACCUUUGCAAUUGUAAUGCUGUGCAUCUCGUCUGUGUACAUUUUCAUAGAAAGCAUAUUCUCCCACGAGCUGGAUUACUUGAGAAACAUCAUGCAGGACGAGACCGCUUGGGGCUACAUACAAAAAAUGCAUCAAGUCGCACCAAGGAUUGGGAUGGUCGUGGAGUGCUAUCAUUUCGAGACGCGCACGCGUGUCGUGUAUUACACGGACGCAAAUGGCAACAGGCAGUCCCGCACAGAAACAUAUACCGAGAGGGUUGUGACAUUCGUAGACCACGAUGAAUUCUCGUUCGGCUCGUGGGUUGAUGUUUCCAAAAGAGAAAUGCCAGCACUGAGUACAGUGUCUCUUACUCGAGUAAGAAUUGAUCCGUAUGUCUUGUUUGGUGAUCAGGAGACAGCGGAUGAUUACGAGAGACAAGCAGCAGCCAUGAUAGAAAGAAAUCGUCACCGAGAUGCUUUUACGGAUUUCUCAGCAAGUAGAGAAAUUCCUGGGCUGAAGAAGAGGAUCUCUGCUUACGUGGAUUUGAGGGUGAAGCCUUGGUGGAUUCGGCCUCUGUUUUUUUGGCUGGCCACGCUGUUGCAGAUGACUUGGCCUUAUCGCUGGCUGUUCAGAGCAAAAACCAGUAAAAGUUACUAUGCUCUAAAGAAGAAAUUGUAUAAGAGUACAACGCCCCCAAGAGAAGUAGACAUUAUGGAUCCAAUAGCAAUGUUGGCGGGUAGUGCACCGUCCAAUGACUCCAGCGUCCCGAACCAAAUAUCUUAUUCCAUGACAGACAUCGUCAAUCCAGGCAUAGCUAGCCCCGCCCUCCAAAACGGCUGCGCACCUUAUCCACCUGGCAAUCCAACUUUGGGACCUGCCUACUCGGCCGCACCCCAACCAAGUGCACCCCCUGCAACAUACGACACAGGCACCCUACAUCUAUUUCCAAAUGCACCGAAUGCUACCGGACCUCCUGUGUAUAGUUCUUAUCCCACCGGUGGAGCUGCGUAUCCUACCCAGCCACCCGGACCUGUCUACCCUCCGUAUUCUAUCGUACCGCAGCCAGACGAGCCCCCGCCCUCUUACGAUGCUGCUGUAGGAUACACUCCUGACAUUCCCCAAGCAAGUAACGAGAAAAACUCCCCUGCGACUUGAUGCCUCUAAAAAACGGCUGUCGAGAAAAUAUAAGAGAAAAACAAGUUAUCUAUAGUGUCACCCGGAAGCUUUGAAGAGUUUUCUUUAUUCCCUCAUGUAAUUGAACGAAAUUGAAAUGAAACAGAUAAGCAGUCUGAUAUGUUAAGAGAGGAGCAGUGAUGGAAAUCUGUUAUUGUUGGAGAGCCCCAGGGGCCCCACUCACAUAUUUUAAUGACGGGGGGUCCGAAAGAGGUUCAUAUUUUAUACCCAAAAAACUCCCAACUUCAAAAUUUGUCUACCCAAAAAAAUCUCUACUUUUUUUAGCAUACCCAAAAAAAUCCCUCAGUGUUUUUGCAUCAGCAAAUUUUAUUAUUUAUCUUCUGGAAAGCUAAAACAUGCAAACUUCAACUUUGGUUUUGGUCAAAAACAAAAUUAUAAAUUGCGCUUAUGUUAUUGUUGAUUUGAGCUGAUGAAAAAUACAAUACCCAAAAAAUCCCUGUGUUGUUUUCGCGACCCAAAAAAUCCCGGCGUCUUUCAUAGACCCAAAAGAAUCCCUUUUGGCCAAAAUGUCAGACCCAAAAAAAUCCUUCGGACCCCCGUCUUUAAAAUAUGUGAGUGGGGCCCCUGGGUGGAGAGCGCUUGCCCCUUUUAUCAGGUCUUGUUAAUACGAGGGCAAUAUUGUUGGUUUUCAUGACGUCACUAAAAUUCAAACUACAAUACUAUUGAUCCUACUGAGAUUUUACUUCAUGAUGUAUUCGAGAAGCUGAAAGCUAAUUUUCAUACAAAUUUUCGCUUUAAAAGGGUUCUUGGUUUUGUGAUAGAGAACGAUUGAAUUUCUAAGCUUUUGCGUGACGUGGCUUUUACAUGACGGCCGAGAGAGCUGUCUUGUACGUUAAAAAAGUUGACGUAUUUCGGGGAAUUUUGCUAUCUAAACAGUUCAUAGAUUAGAAAAAGUAUUACUUUGAUGUUUAUGAGUUCGCCGAGGAAUAAAUUCACGCUUAACAGAUAACAGGUAACAGAUGUUUUUGUUGGUUUCCGUCCGCCAUGUUGUGCCCAUCCAGGUGGGCACCAGGAUGGCGUCUCCAUACAAAUCUCAAUAAAUUUGGAAAAAACAUUUCUUUGGAUAUCUCGUACACGGAAUAUUCUUCUGACCUGAAUCUUGGCGAGGAACUUGGUAUAUUUACCUGAUUUCAUUUCCCAGAUUCCGGAGUGUAUCUGUUGAACGGUUUUGAUUUUUAUUUUGAUCUAUUAUGAAUGGCGUGACACUGAAAACCAGCAAUUAACAAUUAGCUCAUGCGUCAGCGUGGGUAUGUCGAGAUAUUGAGCACACUGCGCUAAUGGUCUAAAAAAUUGGAUGUAAUUAUAAAAUUAGCUAUGUCUAAAUCAGAUACAGUGUCUGUCCUUUGGGACACCUCUAUUCAAGAGACACCUCUAUUCAGGGAUACAAAAUUUGGCCCCGGAUAAUAAUUUUCACACAAUAAUUGUAUUUGUUACCUCUAUUUUUGGGACUCCUCUAUACAGGGGAAAGGGAUACUUUUUUCUCGGUCCCGAAACCCGGGUUUAACCUCCAUCACUGGACACUGUAGCACUCAAAAAGCUCAAAGAGUGACUGACCACAAAAAUCAUUGAUAAGUUAAAUGUCCUCUAGUUACAAUGGCGACAGGUUUCAAAACAUGAACUAUCCCACUGUGGGACUUCAACACAAAACAUCGCAGACAUAAGUUAAUCACGAUUUUUUUACUACAUUAUCUUGCUGUUUAAAUAAUGAUUCCGGCAAAUUCGAUGGCAGAAUAAAAGAAAAAUAGUUUUUUUGGUUGUAAAUUAUCAACAAGCCCCACCCCAACCUCCGUACAGAGGACACUGACUUGGUCCCGAAGGCGUCAAUUUCUUUCAGUUUUUUUCUUUUUGAAUUAUUAAUGAGUUUCUCAAGCUUUCAAAAGCGACAACCCUCUAUUGUUUUACCAUGUGGUCACUUACGAGAGCUCAUUCUCGUAAGUGACCAGCUCUAGUUACGAUCCCUUUUUUGAAUUUCCGAGGUGAUCGGUUACGAAAGCUUUGACUUUAUUUGAUAAUUUGAUGCUUUGUCAGGAGUCAAUUUAUUUCGGUUGACCUGUUAAAGACCGUUUACCAGUUCUUAACGAGAAAUUCAGAUGUCUAGAACAUCAGUAACAUGAAAGUUACCAUCUGUUUCGUCACGUCUCCUGUUAGGCAAACAAGAAAAUAGAGACGUCUAUACGAAGUCUAUUUCCUCACUAGUUGCAAAUUUAUUGAUACCCCAUACCAGUUAGCAAGUUUCGAAAAAAAAAAAUGGGUCGGUCAAUUAAUGCUUUCGAUACUGCUUAUUGUGACAUUUAAAAGCCGUUUCUGAGAAAAUUAACUUCAGAGCCCUGUUCGAAGAUCAUGAUGGCAAGGCUACUCCUUUUCCUAUUGAUUUUGUGUAGCAUGUUGAUGGCAUUCUGCAGUUGCAGAAAUUUGUGCUCAAGGAUUUUCUUUCAAAACAUCACUGAAGAAACCUUACCUUACAAAAUUAUUUACAGUGUAUACACCAAAGAGAAUCGUCGUGUUAACUUUUAUGACAACCCCGUAAUCGUCCCUGUGGUCCUUAUUUCUGCCGUCAUUCUGGAAUUGCUCCUGCCAUUUAUCAUCUACCGCUUGGCUAUGUGCAUGAAAAAUAUUAAGGAAUGCACGGAAGAACAGGAAGGUCAGUGGAGGUUACAGAAGGUUGACGGGGAAUUAGAAAGGAGACUUGAGCAAGUUGCUAGGGCCGGAAGCCAAGAGGAACUCGACCGAGGUGUUCAAGAUUGCCAAAGAACCGUCCAGAAAUACCAACGUGAGAACGAAGACAAAGAACUGAGCCGCAAACGAGGCUUGUUAAAAAAUGAAAAUUUAUGGCGAAUCAUUUCCAUGCACUUGUUUUUUUCCUUUUACCUAUGGAUCGUGUAUCUGGUGGGUUGUGAAAUUUCUCAGUGUACUCAAAACGGACGUAUUUUCGUCUACGUAAAAACCUUUGCAAUUGCAAUGCUGUGCAUCUCGUCUGUGUACAUUUUCAUAGAAAGCAUAUUCUCCAACGAGCUGGAUUACUUAAGAAACAUCAUGCAGGAUGAGACCGCUUGGGGCUACAUACAAAAAAUGCAUCAAGUCGCACCAAGGAUUGGCAUGGUCGUGGAGUGCUAUCAUUUCGAGACGCGCACGCGUGUCGUGUAUUACACGGACGCAAAUGGCAACAGGCAGUCCCGCACAGAAACUUAUACCGAGAGGGUUGUGACAUUCGUAGACCACGAUGAAUUCUCGUUCGGCUCGUGGGUUGACAUUUCCAAAAGAGAAAUGCCAGCACUAAGUACAGUGUCUCUUACUCGAGUAAGAAUUGAUCCGUAUGUCUUGUUUGGUGAUCAGGAGACAGCGGAUGAUUACGAGAGACAAGCAGCAGCCAUGAUAGAAAGAAAUCGUCACCGAGAUGCUUUUACGGAUUUCUCAGCAAGUAGAGAAAUUCCUGGGCUGAAGAAGAGGAUCUCUGCUUAUGUGGAUUUGAGGGUGAAGCCUUGGUGGAUUCGACCUCUGUUUUUUUGGCUGGCCACGCUGUUGCAGAUGACUUGGCCUUAUCGCUGGCUGUUCAGAGCAAAAACCAGUAAAAGUUACUAUGCUCUAAAGAAGAAAUUGUAUAAGAGUACAACGCUCCCAAGAGAAGUAGACAUAAUGGAUCCAAUAGCAAUGUUGACGGGUAGUGCAUCGUCCAAUGACUCCAGCGUCCCGAACCAAAUAUCUUAUCCCAUGACGGAGAUCGUCAAUCCAGGCAUAGCUAACCCCGCCUUGCCAAACGGCUGCGCACCUUAUCCACCUGGCAAUCCAACUUUGGGACCUGCCGACUCGGCAGCAUACCAACCAAGUGCACCCCCUGCAACAUACGACACAGGCACCCUACACCUAUCUCCAAAUGCACCGAAUGCUGCCGGACCUCCUGUGUAUAGUUCUUAUCCCACCGGUGGAGCUGCGUAUCCUACCCAGCCACCCGGACCUGUCUACCCUCCGUAUUCUAUCGUACCGCAGCCAGACGAGCCCCCGCCCUCUUACGAUGCUGCUGUAGGAUACACUCCUGACAUUCCUCAAGCAAGUAACGAGAAAAACUCCCCUGCGACUUGA
This is a messenger RNA of Porites lobata, 6807 nucleotides long. The record is from the annotation of a GenBank genome assembly. Lineage: Eukaryota; Metazoa; Cnidaria; Anthozoa; Scleractinia; Poritidae.